Molecule: messenger RNA, 1203 nt
Organism: Glycine soja
Lineage: Eukaryota; Viridiplantae; Streptophyta; Magnoliopsida; Fabales; Fabaceae
Exons: 7
Coding region: 83-838 (251 amino acids)
Source: RefSeq, a predicted model, not a curated record
CAUAUUAAUUUACAAUAAGUAAAUAAAUAAAAAGAGUAAGUGCAAUAAGCACGCCAUUGUUGUGACCACAAAAAGAGCAGCGAUGAUGGGCAGCAUGAGCUUAAACUUAAUAACUACCCCUACGAUUCUCCCGUUUGGAAGUCGCAGUUUUGCACAGUUUGCGAAGAAGAAGGCAAGAGCGAGUUGCAGUCUGAGAGACGAUGAUGCUCCUCUCUCCAUUGCUUCGUCUUACGCCGUGCUUGGUCUCGACCCUCACUGCUCCGCCGCCGAUAUCAAAGCUGCUUUUCGAACCAAAGUGAAGCAGUUCCAUCCAGACCUCAACAGAGAUGCUAAUGCAAGAACAUUUUCUGAUGCUAUGAUUCGCCGCGUAAUUCAAGCAUACCGGAUACUAUCCAACUGCACUCCAUCAGAAUUAAUUGAAAGUGAAUGCUUAGAUCCCUUUGACACGCCAGAGUGUGAAGCUUUUGAUCUUUUUGUUAACCAGCUGCUUUGUGUCGGCAAAGCGUGUUCAAAUUCCUGUGUGGAAAGAGCCCCUCAUGCUUUCACAUAUGCCUCUUCAACUGGAACAGCACGUGCAUCUUCUCAAGGUCAUGGGGACGACUACCAAGUUCAAUGUGCUGUUGGACAAUGCCCUAGAAGUUGCAUUCACUACGUAACCCCGUCACAAAGAAUUCUCUUGGAGGAGCUACUUGACAGUACACUGGAAGCACCCUAUGAUACAUCAGCUGAGGCAGACUUGCUGUAUUCACUUAUAACUAAAGCUAAGUUUGAGAAUAACCGAUAUCAAAAACCAAAGAAGCAACCCAAAUCUUCAAGCCAACAUGUCGAUUGGUUUUAACAUUUGGAUAGCAACCCUGCCCAAAUACACUCCCCAGCCAAUAGCACUGAGAUUGAUGGGACAUGGUUUACAAUACACUACACUACCAAUUGCUAGAUAUCAGAUGCUCAUAGAAGCCUUAUACCCCAUUUCUCUGAAACAUACGCGAAGAAUAUAAGCUACGUACAGUUUCUGAUAUGUAUUUUUUUUUUUCAUUUUAUAUCUCAUAUCUUUCUUUUAUGAUUUUAGUAGGGAUAGGAAAGCCGGUAGCGGUGUCAUUUCAUGACAAGGUGGCAAGUUUGUGCAAUGCAACAUGCCUGUUUUUCAUGUAUAAACAAAUUACUCUAACUGAUGACAAAUUAGAAGUCUUUGUAUCAUUUCUGCUA